This is a messenger RNA of Aspergillus pseudoviridinutans, 771 nucleotides long. RefSeq lists its product as uncharacterized. The transcript has a single exon. Bases 1 to 771 code for a protein of 256 amino acids. The record is from RefSeq and is a predicted model, not a curated record. NCBI's taxonomy places the organism in Eukaryota, Fungi, Ascomycota, Eurotiomycetes, Eurotiales, Aspergillaceae.
AUGCGCGUCUAUCUUACAGACCCGGACACGCGCUGUCAAAUGCCGGCAUGGCCAAUCAACUACAACACCGGUAACUUCAUCUGCACGCAUUACAUGGUCGAGAAUGAGGUCCUGUACCAGUAUAGUGGGGCCAACCUAACGGAAGGGCAAACCAACUACCCCUGGGCGUGGUCCUCCGUCGGCGCGGCCCCAGUCAAACGUGACGGCUAUACCUUCACGUGGACUCUCCCCGUUGGCACCGACACCACAGACUCUAGCUAUUUCUCCGUCCAGGCUCAGGGCUACGGGCCCCUGGCCAACGUCUUCCACCCGUGCCUGAGUCAAUGGGACGACGGCAAGCCGGGUGCCGGGGCAUUCUGCACUGGGACGUCGCCAUACGACUGCAAAGGCGAGACGCUCUGCAGUACUACCAACGUCAAGUGGUGCGACAAGGCCGUCAACCAGAUGAACCGCGGCAAAACGAUCUACAACGCAAAUGCAGAGGCACUCGCUCUUUCCGGGAACUGCUGGUCAAACAACGCGGGGUUCGGAUGCUCGGUGCAAAUCCGAGGCACGGAUCAGAAUGGGAAAAACUGCCAGAUCACCGGCGACGAGAUGUGGCAGGCUUACCAGGAUAUUCGCAAUGUUGGGGGCUGUAAGAAGUGCGGGACCAAGCAUUUUGGGAAUGGAUGUAUGGUCAGCGUCGACUAUUACUAUGGCUGUGAUAACCGGGAUUCUGGCGUGCAGUUUAUGGCGGCUUUCGCUGAGACUAAUCUAACGGACUAUAUUUAG